Oryza sativa Japonica Group (Japanese rice) is the source of this 1485-nucleotide messenger RNA. Its product is annotated as noroxomaritidine/norcraugsodine reductase. The record is from RefSeq and is a predicted model, not a curated record. Gene Ontology annotation, molecular function: oxidoreductase activity. Lineage: Eukaryota; Viridiplantae; Streptophyta; Magnoliopsida; Poales; Poaceae.
CUAUUUUUUUCAUUCAUAUGUUUAGAUUUAUUAAUAUCAAUAUGAAUAUGAAUAAAGUUAAAAUAAUUUACAUUGUGAAACGGAGGAAGUAACUAAUUGGAGAUUUAACAUCACCUGAAACAACGACGAAUUAAGGUGGUGUUAAAUCUCCAUUUAGUUAAUUUUUUUUUACGGAAGGAGUACACACAUAGCGUGACACUCCUACAAGUAUCCUCCAUGCGAUCAGUAGUGUAGCGACGAGGGGUGAGAGAGAUGGCAGCGUCGACGCCGGCGGCGAGCAGAGAGCGGCGGUGGAGCCUCGCCGGCAAGACGGCGCUCGUCACCGGCGGCACCAAAGGCAUCGGGCGCGCGAUCGUGGAGGAGCUCGCCGGGUUCGGGGUGAGGGUGCACACGUGUUCACGCCACGACGCCGACCUGCAGGACUGCCUCCGCCGGUGGAACGCCGCCGACGGUGGCGGCCUCGGCGGCGGCGCGGCGGCGCCCGUCACGGCGUCCGUCUGCGACGUGUCGGUGCGCGGCGACAGGGAGGCGCUGGUGGCGGCGGCGCGCGCCGCGCUCGGCGGGAGGCUGGACAUACUCGUCAACAACGUCGGCCAGACGCUGUUCGGCGCGGCCGCGGCGUGCGCGGCGGAGGACUACGCGCGCAUCAUGGCGACCAACCUCGAGUCCUGCUUCCACCUCGCCCAGCUCGCGCACCCUCUCCUCCUCGGCGCCGGCGGCGCCGCCGCGAGCGUGGUGAACAUCUCCUCCGUCGCAGGGUUCAUCGCCUACCCGGCGCUGUCCGUCUACUCGGCGACGAAGGGCGCCAUGAACCAGCUCACGCGGAGCCUCGCCGCCGAGUGGGCGCGCGACGGCAUCCGCGUCAACUGCGUCGCGCCGGGCGGCGUCCGGACCGAUAUCGCCGGCAGCAGCGGCGUGGCGCUGGAGCCGGGGGCGGCGCGGGCGAUGGAGGAGAGGGAGGCGGCGCGGGUCGUCAUGGGCCGCAUCGGCGAGCCCGAGGAGGUGGCGUCGCUCGUCGCGUUCCUCUGCAUGCCGGCGGCGCCGUACAUCACCGGGCAGGUCAUCUGCGUCGACGGUGGCCGCACCAUCACCGCCUAGGCAGCUAGGCUAAUGAAUCCAGAAUUCCUAAAACAUAUUUUGCUUUGCUCUCGUUACCGAUCAUAUAAACCAGAUAUUUGCUCCAGUCUAGCAAAAAAAUAUCUCGAAGUACCGGUACCUCACGGUACCAAAUCAUCUCUGAUCACUAGAUAUAGCUCGGUAGGAUAGGUAUCGUCAAAUCCAACAAUUAGAAAAGAUUUAGUACCGUGAGGUACCGAUACCUCAAGAUAUUUUUUAUUUGAUCGGAGCAAAUCUCUAUAAACCAUUAUCAAUCUACCGCCCUACAUAUAAUUUAGUCCCUCAAAACUUCAUUCUGAGGUCAUAUUUGUUGAUUUGUAAUGUUUCAUUAUGUCUAAACAAAUCGGAUAUAAUUUACUACCGGGCCAA